This is a messenger RNA of Boleophthalmus pectinirostris (great blue-spotted mudskipper), 2794 nucleotides long. RefSeq names its product pumilio RNA-binding family member 3 (gene pum3). Gene Ontology annotation, biological process: regulation of translation. Lineage: Eukaryota; Metazoa; Chordata; Actinopteri; Gobiiformes; Gobiidae. The record is from RefSeq and is a predicted model, not a curated record. The coding region runs from base 143 to 2098 and encodes 651 amino acids. Gene Ontology annotation, cellular component: nucleolus. Gene Ontology annotation, molecular function: mRNA binding. The transcript is spliced from 18 exons.
GUACUGUUUUGCGACACGUAAAUGGGUUUCGUCCACAACACAUGUGGAAGGUUCUUAGCAGCAGCGUGUGAGGAAACUAACUGUAUAAAACAGACCACAGAACUCGCAGAAAUCAGGCAGUAGCCCGAAAUUCGACGAAAAAAUGGAAGCCAAACCCAAAAAGACAUUUUCUCCCAAGGCCAAGGUUGUUAAAGCCACAGCUCUAAAAGGAAAAGAUUCCACCAGCACUAAAAUGGGAGGAAAGUCUGGUUCUAAGAAGCCUUUUAAGAAACCUUAUAAGAACACAGAGCACAGUGGGAAAAGAGGAGAGAAACGGGUUGCACACAAGUUCUUCAAAAAUGACCAACGAGUGAGGAAGAGAAAGAGGCCGCAUGGGAAGGACAGUGAAGGAGGUGAAGGAGGUCCUGUGUCUAAAAAAUUGAAGAGUGGAAAGCCUGACCCCAAAAAGAAGCUGUCCAAAGAGGAGCUGAAGGCCACACGGCAACAGAGGAAGAGGGACGUGAAGAAGAACAGACAACAGGCUGAAAGGAAGGACAUGUUUGACAUCAUCUGUCAGAGCAAACAAAUCUGGGGCCAGCUGCGCAGGAAAAAGUGUGAUGGGCAGAUGAAAACGAAACUGAUGAAGGAUCUCCAUGAUCUGAUCCGGGGCAAAUCCAAACAGAUGGCUUUCGCUCAUGACUCAGUACGCGUCCUGCAGUGCUUCAUUCAGUUUGGGACCCAUGAGCAGCGCCACGAAGUGUUUAACGAGCUCAAAGAUGACAUGGCGGCUCUGUGCAAGUCUCAGUACGGUCGGCACGUCGUGAAGAAGCUGCUCAUGUAUGGGAACAAGGAAACGGUGGCUUCGGUGAUGCAGACGUUCAAAGGUCAUGUGAAGGCCAUGCUCCGACAUGCAGCCGCGUCCUCCAUCAUAGAGUAUGCCUACAAUGACAAGGCCGUGCUGUCCCAGAGGCUAAUGCUAACAGAGGAGCUGUAUGGGAACACCUUCACUGUCUGCAGGUCUUCAGUGUGCAACACCAUCGACAAAGUGCUGGAAGCCAAUCCAGACAAAGUGGACACCAUCUUGGAUGAGAUGAAGCAGAUCCUGACUCCCAUGGCUCAAAAAGAACAGGUCAUCAAACACUCACUGGUCCACAAGGUCUUCCUGGACUUUUUCCAUUUUGCUCCUGAGAAGCAGAGAACGGAGAUGAUUGAGUCUAUCCGGGAGGCUGUGGUCUACAUGGCUCACACUCAUGAUGGAGCACGGGUCGCCAUGAGCUGUGUGUGGCAUGGAACGGCAAAGGACAGGAAGGUCAUAAUCAAAACCAUGAAGACAUAUAUGGUGAAGUUUGCCACGGGGGAAUUCGCUCACCUUGUCCUGCUGGCCAUCUUUGACUGUGUGGAUGACACCAAACUGGUCAAACAAGCUGUGCUGUCUGAGCUGCUGUCCUCUCUGAGCGAGGUCCUGGGGAACAAAUAUGGUAAGAAGGUGAUGACCUAUCUGCUAAAUCCACGUGACCCUGCCCACCUGCUCCCAGAGACCAUCCAGCUACUGCAGAGAGGGGACAGCAACCAGCACAGUAAAAAGGACAUGAGUAUCCGGAGGAGGGAGCUGCUGGAGGCAGUAUCCCCAGCUCUGCUCCAGCACCUGUGUGAGAAUGCAGCGGCCAUGGCCACAGACAAGGCCAGCUGUGUGACUGUCAGCGACAUCCUGGCCUCCGCUUGUGGAGACCUCACACCAGCUAUGAGCGCUGUGGCACAGCUCGCCAACCAGGAGCUGCAGCCAGGCGGAGUCAAAGGAAAGCUGCACCUGGCAGAACACCCAGCUGGACACUUGCUGCUCAAGUGGCUGCUGGAGCAGGACCUGACACUGGCUGAGGCCACUAAACCAGAGCGGUUCGGCCGGAUGCUGGUGGACACCGUGGGGACAGACAAACUGCAGACAUGGGCUCAAGUCAACCGUGGAGCCAUGGUGCUGAGCUGCCUGCUGAGCAGCUGUGACUCUUCGGUGGUGGAGGAGGUAAGGGCCGCUCUGAAGCCCCUCAUCCCUGAGCUGGAGCAGAGCAGCAGCACCACCAACCAGGGAGCCCGCAUCCUACUGCAGAAACUCACCCAGAGCUGAGGGCCCCACCUCACCUGGAGCCUCCUGCCUAGAGAACACUCUGAACUGCUGUUGACUUUAGGAAGUGCAAGAAAAUAUUGUUUGUCAAAUAUGAGUUUGUGCAUAUUGUGUUGUCCUUGUGUCAGGAUUAGGUGUGCACCAAACGCCAAGGGCAAAACUAUUGCACACUGCAGAUGACUAAAUGAUCCACAGUCAGAGCUGGUUGCUUGGCCUGGACUAAACACUGAGUGAAUAGAAUGUUCAAUUUCCCUCUCUUGCCAGCAGAGAGUGUCAGUAAGUGUGGGCAAUGGACAAAUCAUCAGGAUUGGGAUACUAAAUUGUCUAACACAAAUGUGACAAAACAUGACUAAGUUAUUCAUUUCUGUCUGUACAUUUGAUAAUGAAAUGAUACCCUCAAAUUCUCAACAUGUUUUUAUGGAAUAUUUGAAUGUUGAGCACAUCUUCACAACAACAUAACAGAUUUAGAUAAUCGGCCCAUCUCUGCUUCAGGCACCAAUUUUAUUUUAUUAUGACAGGGCCUGUAAAAAUGAGUGCCAGAUACAUUGAGUUCAUGUAAAUGUGUUGAAGUAUUUUAAAUAACAGUGUAAAUCCUAUGUUUAAUAAUGUUACCACAGAGAACAUGUGAAAUACAAAUGCUUUGUUAUAUUAAUACCAUCUUGCACACCCUGUGCUCUUUAUAAUAAACAUUAAAAUAUA